Messenger RNA from Trichoderma asperellum CBS 433.97, 3705 nucleotides. The record is from RefSeq and is a predicted model, not a curated record. NCBI's taxonomy places the organism in Eukaryota, Fungi, Ascomycota, Sordariomycetes, Hypocreales, Hypocreaceae.
AUGGCUGGGCAGGCUAACCCAACUACAAAUACUCCUAGGCCACUGCACCAACAUGCAAAUCUUAGUUCAACCGAAUCAACGGAACAGAGCAUAGAAAAGCAUGGUUUAUUUAAACUCGCUGAGGGGAAGCCUGACCCGUCGGGAUCCAGCAACUACCCGGUCGACAUCAUUGCCGUCCAUGGUCUUAAUGGAGAUGCCUUCUCGACCUGGCGCCACCAUCAAGAUGGCACCCUAUGGCUACGGGACCUCCUCCCCAAAUUCCUCCCCGGAUGCCGCGUCUACACUUACGGCUAUCCCUCUAAGAUAUUUUCACAGUCAUCAGCCCGGGUUGAGGAAUACGCACGGGACCUGCUAAUCUCCUUAAGAGAUAACCGCGAGGACUCAACCGGCAAACGUUCCAUUAUAUUCGUAUGCCACAGCCUUGGUGGCAUCGUUUUCAAACAGGCGCUCGUCAUUGCCCACCAAGAUGACAAUCUCUAUGGAGAUGUGCUCAAAUCGGUCAUUGGUGUGGCUUUUCUGGCGACUCCCCAUAGAGGUAGCUCUGUCGCAAGUCUCGGCAGUGUUUUUGGGACGAUUAUAAACGCUUUUAUGGGACCCCGAGCAGUUAGAACUGAUCUACUCAACCAUCUAAUAUACGACUCGGAUGCGCUUCAAAAACUCAGUACGUCAGCUCGCAACCUGUUGGGCAAUAUCUCCGUGGUUUCGUGUUAUGAGAACAACCCAGCAGCUCCAUUGUCCACCUUGGUCGUUAAUCACGCUUCUGCUACGCUAGGCAUUCCGAACGAGGAAUUGAUUCCCAUGUUCGAAGACCACAGAAGCAUUUGCCGUUUUCCUGGAGAGACGGAAAGCUACAAGAAACUAGCCAAAGCUCUUCGGAGAAUAGCCUCCCAGGCAGCCGCUACGAGUCCGCCAUUAAAGCGUGCUAGUACCCACUCGUCUACUGCUGUCCUCAGCGACUUGGAAAGAACAUGUAUGACUCUGCUCAAUGACCAUGAUGCGGCAAAGGGCAUGGAACUCCCUUCAAAGCCGGUGUCGGGCACGUGCCAAUGGAUUCACAGUCACCAUUUGUUCAUCUCCUGGCUUGAAAAAGGCAGCAAUGCUCUCCUUUGGUUGACCGGCCACCCGGGGUCUGGUAAAACAAUGCUAUCGUACUCUUUGGUUCAACACCUCAACGAUGUCCGGGCCCAAUCUGGGAAUGUCCUCAUAUACUUGUGCCAGAGCAAGAACAAACAGACAGAUGGAAGGGAGGUUCUAAUCGGCUUGAUACUCCAGAUGAUUGAUCGUCAUCGUUCAAUGAUUCGAUACGUUCGUUCGGUCUUCGAGAAGCAAGGCGCAAGCAUGAUUCAGUCAUUUUAUUUGCUUUGGCGUAUAUUUUUCAGGAUUGUAACAGACCCCAAAGCUGGCUUCACCUACAUCAUCCUGGAUGCACUAGACGAGUGUGAAAAAGCUUCUUGCCACCAGCUGCUCGAGUCCAUAUCCGAUAUGGUGACUAAUUCUUCCUGGCCUAAGGGAAGUGGCACCACAGUCAAGUUCCUGUUGACGAGUCGCCCUUUCCUUCGCCAGUCCUUUGUUAGCACCGAGGAGGCUCUAAAGCCGCAAAUAUCUAUCGACGAUAGCCAAACUGGCUACGCUAAUGACCUCCAAAUAUUCAUCCAACAACGAGUGAAUGAAAUCUCUUAUAGCAGGCAGUAUUCGAGUGAUAUGAGAGACUUCUUGUAUCAGACGAUAACUGCUAAAGCCGAUCGAACGUUUCUAUGGGUUAACGUUGUGCUAACAUCUAUUGAGAGAAACCUGCUCAGUUCAAGGAAGGAUUUCCAAAAGAUCAUCGCCAGCAUUCCGGAAGGACUCAUGGAAACAUAUCGGCGCUAUUUGGCCGCUGUCCCUUCCGAUCACCAAGACGAUGCGUCGCAGCUGCUAAAACUGCUGUUAGGAAGUUCGAGAUCUUUGCAUUUGACUGAACUCAAUAUCGCAUUCACUAUCGACGCUUCGCAUAGCACUGCCGAAGAGGUUAUGCAAGAUACGCAAAAUUCCAUCGCCCAUACCGUCCAUGGGAUUCUCGGCCCCUUGAUAAGAAUCAUAGAUGGUCACGUCUCUCUAGUUCACCAGUCAGUAAAGGACUUUCUCCUAGAGCAAGUCACCGCAGAGUAUGACAGCUUCCCUGCUAUGCGCUUGGUGAAUUCACAGAGCUCCGCUCUACAAUUGGCCACUGCUUGCAUUAAAUAUCUGCUUCUUGAUGAUUUUAAGGUUGACUGCUUUUCCGCAAAUGGCUCGCCUACCAGUCCCAGUCUAGAAAUAUCAGACUUUCUUGACAAUUUACCACUUAGCGAUUAUAGUGGCGAUUAUUGGGAUAGCGAAGACCCCAAUCUCGCUUCGGAUGUGCUUUUUCGCGAACCAGAUGAGCUUCAUCCAGAUAUUUGCGAUUUACUCGUUUCAAACUAUGCCUUUUACAACUAUGCAUCGCUUCAUUGGGCAGAACAUUUCGCGAUCUGUGAGCAAGUUGCAUCGGACCAUCUCAGAACUGCGGCUGUGUCGCUCCUGGAUAUUGAUACUGCAAGCUGCCGCAACUGGUUACAUUUUUAUCGCACUCGUGCCGUUACUUCGAUAAAUGACAGUCCUGUAGACCAAGAUCCUAUUAUUUUAGCAUCACAAUUCAAUUUGCUUGUUCUCCUGAACGAUCUGCUUGGUAGCUGCGAACCUUCUCAGGCUACCAAAAGCCGAGGCCUUUAUUGGGCGUCCCGAUUUGGUUACGAUCGUAUCCUUACCUCUCUGCUUGAAGCGGGCGCUGAGCCUAAUUCGAGUGACCUAGAUGGUCAAACGGCACUCACGAUUGCAUCCGAGCACGGAAACUUGGCAUGUGUCGUCAAGCUAUUGGCUGACGAACGAACUAACUUGAAUAUGCCAGGACCAAGGGGGAGAAACGCACUAUCGCUUGCAUGUGGCGGUGGACACAAUGAUAUUGUCAACAAACUUCUGAGUAAGGGUUGCAGCGCUGAUGGUCCGGAUAACUCCGGGGCUACUCCUUUCUUUUGGGCCGUAGGAGGAGAACAUCACACAAUCAUGUCGACUCUAGCAAGGAUUGGCAGCGUGGAUAUCAAUCAUCGUGAUAAGGCAGGGCGCACGGCCAUUUCAUGGGCUGCUGGGGACGGAAUGGCUGAUACCCUAGCAAGACUGCUCAAGUUUCCAGGCAUCGAUGUCAACCUCGCAGAUAACAAGGGGAAAUCACCUCUCUCUUGGGCAGCGGGUAAUGGCUGCGUUGAUACGGUUGAGGUGCUCCUUAGAAGCAGAAAGGUGAAUAAGGCAAGCAGUGAUAAUGAUAAGAGAAAUGCAAUAUCGUGGGCUAGCGGUGGUGGACACCAUACUACCCUUGCCAAACUUCUCGAUGGAGGAUGCCCGGGUGUUGAUGCUGAAGAUAUUGAUGGAUGGACUCCAUUAGCCUGGGCUAUUCAGACGAACACGCCCGAGACUGUCCGGGCUCUUAUUAACACUGAUCUGGUCCAAAUUGACCGGCGUGAUGGUGGCGGACGGACUGCCUUGUCUUGGGCCGUCGACUACGGGCAUAAAGAAGUGGUAAAGGUGCUUCUGCAAGCAGGAGCUGAUCUAGAGGCUGAAAGCGACAAGCGGAGCACUCCAAUAUCUAUUGCCAAGCAGCUUGGCAGGGAUGAUCUGCUUAGUGUGCUUAUGAUGUAUGCAACAUCGCGACAAUAA